CGGAAUGUCACAAUUUUGACAGAUUAUAAUUCGCUGGCUGUUUAUUUCGGCGAUAUAGCGUUAAAAAACGUUUAUAAUUAAUGUUUCCGAGGAAAAGGUGAAACGAAAAUUAGUCGAAAAUGGCCAGAGACUAUGAUCAUUUAUUUAAGUUGCUCAUAAUAGGAGACAGCGGAGUUGGGAAAAGUUCACUUUUGCUGAGGUUUUCAGACAACACUUUUACAGGGAACUACAUUACCACCAUUGGGGUGGAUUUCAAAAUUAAAACAGUUUCGAUAGAUGGGCAAAAAAUAAAACUACAAAUUUGGGAUACGGCAGGGCAAGAACGAUUUAGAACAAUUACCAGCACAUAUUACAGAGGCACACAUGGGGUUAUAGUUGUAUAUGAUGUAACAAAUGGGGAAUCUUUUGCCAAUGUAAAAAGAUGGUUGCAUGAAAUAGAACAGAAUUGUGAUGUUGUUAACAGAGUUUUAGUUGGCAACAAAAACGACUCCCCUGAAAUCAAAGUCGUUUUAACUGAAGAUGCACAACGUUUUGCCGACACAAUGAACAUUCAAUUGUUUGAAACAUCAGCCAAAGACAAUUUAAACGUAGAAGAGAUGUUUAUGGCUGUUACAAAGCUGGUGGUACGCUCCAAAUUAGAAAUGAAAGAGAGGCAAAGUGUCACGCAAAAUGACACUGUUAAUUUAAGGAAAACAAACAAAUCCGGUAAAAAAAGGUGCUGUUAGCAUUCGGUAUUUCAGACUAUUUAUAAUUUUAAGGAAUCAUUGUAGAAAAUUGUCAUUAUUAUUGGAUUAAAUAUAGCUUUAUUUAAGUGGUGCAAAUUGUUGAAAUGUGAGCUGAAUUUUAAAAUCAUAUCAUUGUAUAUAGAUUUUUGUUUUAUCAAGAGUUUUGGUGACAAUUUUACUUCAGGAAAAUCAAAGAUACAGGGUUUGAUUGUAGGUAGGCAACCCGGAUUUCAGAUCGAGCUUUAAAUUUU
This is a messenger RNA of Brassicogethes aeneus, 976 nucleotides long. NCBI's taxonomy places the organism in Eukaryota, Metazoa, Arthropoda, Insecta, Coleoptera, Nitidulidae. The record is from the annotation of a GenBank genome assembly.